AGGUCCAAGCAAAUGGAGGAGGCGCAAGGACUGAAGGCGAGGAAUGCGGAUAAGAACGUCGCUGUUCAGGGAGUCAUUCCCGGCAACAUCUUCAAAGAUCUUGAUAUGCUGGAGCUUCACUUUCAAGGCUUGGAGGUGUUCCAGAGCGAGUGGACUGUUGAUGAAGACAUGUUUGUUUUGAAGCAUUUUGGCAUGAAGAAGACAGCAGCGGCGAAAAUAGAAAACCUUUACAAUGGGAUGAUACACAAACUGCAAUACACGUUCACCAAGGAAGGAGUGUCCGUGGAUGACCUGAAGAAACGAUUUGAGGACCUGUCGAACCCGCAGCAGGCGAACCGAUCGGAGCUGAUCAAGAUGUUCCUUCAGACGGAAAGCAGGGCGGAGCGAGAGGCGGUGGGAACCUUGCAAGAGCUGAAGACGCAGGACUCCUUGUCCAAUAAGAGUGCGGAGGACAGCUUCUCGUCCAAGGACGCGACCAUUGAGGUGCGGGUGGUAGGAGACCGCCCAGAGCCUCAAAUCGUCAUGGCAAAGCGAAAGCCUCUCCUUGAUCAAAGCGAUUUCUUCCGAACUAGAACCGCCAGCAUCGAUCUCCCGAACUCUCCAGCAGUUGUCGAGCUAGAUGUCAACGACACGAACUUGAAGGCUGUAAAACCAUUCCAGGUCUUAUCCAGCAACAUCCUCGAACGAGUUUUCAAGGUCUGCGAAAAUCCGCAAAUCGUUGAGAAGGCGCAAGUCUUGGAAGAUGAAUUGAGGGAGCUCAAGGAAAGGAUUGACAACAAAUACGACGACAAUCUCAAGGGACUGCAUAGACG
This is a messenger RNA of Guillardia theta CCMP2712, 812 nucleotides long. RefSeq lists its product as hypothetical. Lineage: Eukaryota; Cryptophyceae; Pyrenomonadales; Geminigeraceae. The annotation marks the transcript as partial. The transcript has 5 exons. The record is from RefSeq and is a predicted model, not a curated record.